Molecule: messenger RNA, 824 nt
Organism: Suillus subalutaceus
Lineage: Eukaryota; Fungi; Basidiomycota; Agaricomycetes; Boletales; Suillaceae
Exons: 3
Coding region: 67-753 (228 amino acids)
Source: RefSeq, a predicted model, not a curated record
UCACCAGAACCAAGCUGCAUAAUUUGCUCCAAUGUUGACGACUCAGAGGGCUAACAAACCUUUGAGAUGAGGAUUAUGUGGACGAGCUGUGAGCAAUGGGACAUGCCAAAAGUCGUAACGUGGACCACAUCUCCUCGUCUUCGGGGCGGUAAACCUGAUAAAUCAUACUGCCAAGGGAUCAGGGAAGCGUUCGGUCAGCGAGGCUCGAGCUCGACACAGGAUCAACACGCUCACAAGCUGUCAAGGGAUCAGGGAAGCGUUCGGUCAGCGAGGCUCGAGCUCGACACAGGAUCAACACACUCACAGCCUGUCAAGGGAUCAGGGACGCGUUCGGUCAGCGAGGCUCGAGCUCGACACAGGAUCAACACACUCACAAGCUGUCAAGGGAUCAGGGACGCGUUCGGUCAGCGAGGCUCGAGCUCGACACAGGAUCAACACACUCACAUACUGCCAAGGGAUCAGGGACGCGUUCGGUCAGCGAGGCUCGAGCUCGACACAGGAUCAACAAACUCACCCACUGUCAAGGGAUCAGGGACGCGUUCGGUCAGCGAGGCUCGAGCUCGACACAGGAUCAACACACUCACAUUCUGUCAAGGGAUCAGGGACGCGUUCGGUCAGCGAGGCUCGAGCUCCACACAGGAUCAACACACUCACGUCCUGUCAACGGGUCAGCAAUGCCCAAGCCUUAGGUCAGCAUGCUGGCAGAAAUGUGACCAGACGCACUACCUACAAGUAACCGUCAAAUAUGAAUGAGAGGAAUUUUCGAAAAUUUCUAUGAUCUCACUGCAGUUUGCGGAAACCAUGCCCCCAAAUCGUUUACAAUC